UUCACCCUCCUCCAACACGCUGUCUCAUGCAUAGCUUAUCUAUAUUUUGCUCUAACCACAAACGUCCAUUUCCUUUUACCCUCCUCCAAUACAUAUCAUCUUGUGCUAUGUUAUGCCAUAUUAUGCUGCAUACCAAAUAGGGUCAUGAAAAGGGUCAUGGGGCCAUAAGGUGAUUUGUUUAGCCAAUGGUAAUUUGUUACGUUUAGGAUGCAUACGUGCACCCAGGGCUAUUUAAACAAGGUUUAUGACCCAGAAUAAAUGAGCAUUUGCUAAUGACAACCUGCCUGGUGUGUUAUUUUGGUAAUUGUUCCUGGAAUUCCGAAGAUCCUUGUUUUUCCAAGACUCAGCAUUGCAAACUUGUUGUUCCCUGGGAAGAAAUCCUCGUUGUGCCCAACAAUCUGGGGUCAGAAGUGGGGUGUGUCUCAGUGCUCCCAAAGGGGAACCAACCCACAGCUUCAAGGUCGGAGACACAGUGUGCAUCAGACAGCUGAAUAAAGCAAAGAAAGGAGGAUUUCCAUACGGCCCACCCACCGAAGUUGUGGCCAUCACCCGUACUGCCAUCCUCACAGCCCAGGAGCCCAUCUGGAUCCAUGCAUCUAGGGUAAAGCUCUGUCCAAAGAGGGGUGAAGCUGGCUGUCUAGUCCCUUCUGAAACAUCUAUACCGCCCGUCCAGAACGAUCCAGGACAACAGUUGUGCCUAAAGAGGGGUGAAGUGGUCACAAAGUCCCUUCUGUAACACCUAUAUCAUCCUCAGCUGCCAGUCCAAAGAGGGGUGAAGUUGGUUGCAUAGUCCCUUCUGUAACAUCUAUAUCCACAGCACAUAUCCGCAACACCAUGAUCACUAUUCAGGGUUCUCCCUGCCUGGUGUAUCUCUUCCUCCUCUCCUCGGUGCUCUUGGUUGCAGUACCUGCUAUUAUGAGACGCCGGAUGAAUAGCAUAUUAUUGCCCCUGCUUGUAACUACCUCACCCCUCCCCCUGACUCACCCCCGGAACAAAACACAACCAAGAACUUAACAACCCCGCCAGCACCACCCAUUCCAGCUCUCUGUAGGACCCGGAGAUCAUCCCCUGUUAAGAUGACCACGUACCUUACCACGACAGCCUCACAAGUGGCCAUUACACAAACCACAACACAACCUUUCCGUAUGACUUUUUGGUAUAAUUCCUCCAAUACUCAUGUCGCCACAUUUACAUUUGACUUUUGUGACGUUAUUGAUUCAUGCCCCCUGUGUCAUGUCAAUGUCACCUAUAUGAACACAUUCCAACCAGGUCUAUCUAUAUUUGUGUGGAGGAUGGCUAUUGGGGAAAGAACUGUAAACAUUGGGGGUCGGUGGGGUGGAAUACGGGCCCAGGCCCUAGGUGGGGAUACAAGCCCAAAAGCGCAUUAGACAGGAAGGAUAAAAAUGGCAAAUCCUUAAUUGAUAGGAUGACUCUCUUUAAGUCUGGGUCCUGCCUUAGUUCUGGCCGCUCUGGCUUUAGUAUGAGACUAACCUUUACCAUUGAAAACCCCAGUCCAAAUGAUAGUGGCUCUUAUAUUCUCUCCGUAUGGGUAAGUGGUGGUGUAGGCCCCUCCCAGGGUAGAUUUCAUAUCAAAGAUAUGGUUAAUUCAUCUGAAUGGGGCAAAAUUGCCUCUGCACUUAACGACAAAACCCCAACUGAAUCCCAGUCCCAAUCACAAACUAUGGUUGCUAUGGCUGAUCCCUCACCAAGGGUUACUAUGGCUACCGAAACAGGUUAUUCAGAUAUUAAUUUAUGGUUAGAAUGGAUGGCAUUCGCAGCCAAACAAUAUAAUAAAUCCAACUGUUAUGUCUGUGAUAAGGCCCGCCCCCACUUAGGUACUGUCCCCCUUAACAUCCCCAGUAGCGCUGAGUCCUGUUUUCUCAGCCUUUAUACUAAUACCUUUGUUAAUCAGUCAGCCUGUACCACCUGGAAAGAGAAAUACCCCACCCUUACUAAAACCCCACACCCUGGUGAGGGCAUUACUAUAUAUUCUGGUAACUACACUUGCUAUAGGGGCAAAGGUGAGGGUAGAUUCCUAGGUAACUUCACAUCUAAUUACUGCUCUAAGUAUAGUAAUCUCACCACCCAAAAUCACACUCAGUCCUUAGGUGACAUAUAUUGGAUUUGCGGGGAUAUGAAAAUCUGCGCUAGGUUAGAGGGACAGUGGUCUGGGGAAUGUGCUCUAGCAAAAGUUAUUAUGCCUCUCCAUAUUUUAGGUGGAAAUAACACAUACACACACGCUCACCCCACCUCCUCUCACCGUACACGGCGAGAGGCUAUCCCAGGUAGUUUUGACCCCCAUAUAUACAUAGACGCCAUAGGGGUCCCAAGGGGGUCCCAGAUGAAUUUAAGGCCCGUGACCAGGUCAAAGCUGGAUUUGAAUCCAUCUUCCCCAUCAUAACUGCUAAUAAAAAUGUAGACUGGAUCAAUUAUAUAUUUUAUAAUCAACAGCGUUUUGUUAAUUACACCAGAGAUGCCCUUAAAGGUAUUGCUGAACAACUUGGCCCAACCUCUUACAUGACAUUCCAAAACCGCAUGGCUCUAGACAUGCUCUUAGCAGAGAAAGGAGGGGUUUGUAAAGUCAUUGACGCCCAAACUGGUGGGUCCUGCUGUACGUUUAUCCCUGAUAACACAGGACCCACAGGAAAGGUCACGCUUGCUAUUAAAAAAUUUGAAGAAUUAUCCAGUGAAUUAAAGAAAAACUCUGGCAUUGAUAACCCCUGGGAUAAAUUCUUCACUGGUUUAGGUCUGUUAGAUUGGCUAAAAAAUAUUGGUACCAUUAUUGUUUUUAUUGCCCUCUUUAUCCUUUUCUGUUAUUGUGGUUUUAAAAUAUUUGUUUCAUGCAUUGCUAAAUGUACUGCAAAGCCUGCUGCUUCUAAUCCCCAUUGUCCACAAUACCUGUACGUUCACCCUUCCACACAUGCCUCUGCCCCAUACCCCCAUGUCCCACUCCAUCCAAGAUGUCAGUGCCAAGGUAGUCAUUGUUAUGACUAAAGAGGGGAAUUGUCAGGUAAUAUUACCUAUUCGUUCAGUCCACAUCACCUAUGUUAUGUACUUAUGAUGUUCUUAUUUCGCACCAUUUGUAAUUUUGCUAAAACAUUAUAUUCUGUCUUUUUUUCUUGUCUCACAAACUAUGUCCUCUGAUACUUCCCCUUUCUCUACUACAACGCUCUGCUAAAUAUACAUAUUGCAUACAUUAUUCUCUGUAACCACAAGUUCAUUUCCUUUUCACCCUCCUCCAACACACUGUCUCAUGCAGAGCUAAUCUAUAUUUUGCUCUAACCACAAACGUCCAUUUCCUUUUACCCUCCUCCAAUACAUAUCAUCUUGUGCUAUGUUAUGCCAUAUUAUGCUGCAUACCAAAUAGGGUCAUGAAUAGGGUCAUGGGGCCAUAAGGUGAUUUGUUUAGCCAAUGGUAAUUUGUUUCGUAUAGGAUGCAUACGUGCACCCAGGGCUAUUUAAACAAGGUUUAUGACUCAGAAUAAAUGAGCAUUUGCUAAUGACAA
Bombina bombina (fire-bellied toad) is the source of this 3506-nucleotide messenger RNA. RefSeq lists its product as uncharacterized. Bases 1220 to 2401 code for a protein of 393 amino acids. The transcript has 2 exons. Lineage: Eukaryota; Metazoa; Chordata; Amphibia; Anura; Bombinatoridae. The record is from RefSeq and is a predicted model, not a curated record.